This is a messenger RNA of Kluyveromyces marxianus DMKU3-1042, 1425 nucleotides long. RefSeq names its product citrate (Si)-synthase CIT3 (gene CIT3). The transcript has a single exon. Gene Ontology annotation, molecular function: 2-methylcitrate synthase activity. Bases 1 to 1425 code for a protein of 474 amino acids. Gene Ontology annotation, biological process: tricarboxylic acid cycle; carbohydrate metabolic process. The record is from RefSeq and is a predicted model, not a curated record. NCBI's taxonomy places the organism in Eukaryota, Fungi, Ascomycota, Saccharomycetes, Saccharomycetales, Saccharomycetaceae. Gene Ontology annotation, cellular component: mitochondrial matrix.
AUGUUGAGAACCAUUUCACAAACCAGAUUAUUUUCCACCAGCAGAAGACUCUUGAGCCUUAAGGCUGCACUCUCUGAAGUGAUACCUGAAAAAAGGGAGGAGUUUCUGCGUAUCAAGAAAGACUAUUCAAAUGUGAAAGUUGGCGACAUUACUGUUGGAAGCAUUAUAAAUGGUAUGAGAGGAAAUCAAUCUAUGUAUUGGGAAAGUACGACUUUGGAUCCUGCCGAAGGUAUUAGGUUUCACGGCAAAACAAUAGCCGAAUGUCAGGAAUGUUUGCCUGGCGCGCCAGAAGAUAAUGGCAAAGGGGAAUUUUUGCCAGAAUCCAUGCUCUGGCUAUUGAUGACUGGGAAACCUCCUACUCCAGAGCAGGCUCAAGAGCUAACCAAGGAAUUGGCCGUGAGAGGUGAGAAUAUCCCACAUCACACUGAUAAGUUGCUAUCUUCUCUGCCUCACGAUAUGCACCCAAUGACUCAGUUAGCCAUUGCAUUGGCAUCUAUGAACCAAAAUUCUCUAUUUGCUCAAGAGUACCAGAAAGGAACAAUUGGAAAAUCAGACUAUUGGUAUUACGUCUACGAAGACGUCCUAAACCUUAUUGCUGCAUUACCAAAGCUCACUGGAAAAAUCUACAGCAACGUGACUAAUGGUGGAGAACCAUUGGGAUGCUACAAUGUGAACAAAGAUUGGUCCUACAACAUUGCUUCCUUACUUGGGAUGACAGUGUCUGAUUCGGUAAACACCCAUUCGCUAACCCCCGAACGGUCCAACGAUUUCGUGAAUUUAGUUCGUCUAUACUGCGGUAUCCAUGUAGAUCACGAAGGUGGAAACGUUUCUGCCCACACUACCCAUUUAGUUGGAAGUGCUUUGAGUGACCCAUAUCUCAGUUAUUCAUCUGGAAUUAUGGGAUUGGCAGGACCACUACACGGUUUAGCGGCACAAGAAGUUGUGAGAUUCCUUGCUGAAAUGGAGAAAAGUGUCGGUUCCGGUGAAAACGUUAAACAAGUGCAAGACUACCUAUGGAGCGUUUUGAACUCCCACAGAGUGAUUCCAGGCUACGGUCACGCUGUCUUAAGAAAGCCUGACCCCAGAUUCGAUGCUAUGCUAAAUUUCGCACAAUCAAGACCAAAAGAAUUCGAAAACGACUCUAAAGUACAAUUAAUGAAACGUCUCUCCGAAAUUGCCCCUGGUGUUCUAAAAGAGCAUGGGAAAACUAAGAACCCAUAUCCAAACGUCGAUAGCGCCUCAGGAAUACUCUUCCACCAUUACGGAAUUGACCAAAUGUUAUUCUUUACCGUAAUUUUCGGCUGUUCCAGAUCAAUGGGUCCAUUGACCCAGCUAGUCUGGGAUAGAAUCCUUGGCCUACCAAUCGAAAGACCAAAGAGUCUUGACUUGAACUCAAUCAAAAAGAUUUGCAAUAUCAGUUCUUGA